This is a messenger RNA of Phragmites australis (common reed), 1722 nucleotides long. Its product is annotated as pentatricopeptide repeat-containing protein At1g08070, chloroplastic-like. NCBI's taxonomy places the organism in Eukaryota, Viridiplantae, Streptophyta, Magnoliopsida, Poales, Poaceae. The record is from RefSeq and is a predicted model, not a curated record. The transcript has a single exon. Gene Ontology annotation, molecular function: RNA binding; protein binding. Gene Ontology annotation, biological process: RNA modification. The coding region runs from base 1 to 1722 and encodes 573 amino acids.
AUGACCUCGAGAAGCGGCAGCGUCCACGAGCUGACGAUCCUCCUCUCCGCCCUCCGCCGCGCGCGCCGGCCCAGCGGCGCUCACGCCGCGCAGCUCCACGCGCGCCUCCUCGUCUACGCGGGCGCGCGCCCGCACCCCGUCCUCCUCACGCAGCUCGUCUCCCUCUACGCCGCCGCGGGCCGCCUCGCCGACGCGCUCCGCGCCUUCCGCGCCCACCUCCCCAGCGCAAACCUCCGCACCUACACCGCCCUCGUUUCCGCCCUUGCGCGGCCUCACCCCGGCAUCGCCUUCUCCCUCUUCUCGUCGUGCGCGCGCCGCGGGUCCCGCCUCAUUCCCCACGCCAUCUCCGCCGUCCUCGCCGCCUGCGCCGGCCUCCCACCCGUCUACGGCCGCCAGGUGCACGCGUGUGCGGCCAAGGUCGUGCCGCCUGGCGACAUGUUCGUCUACACCGGAUUGGUGGACGUGUACUCCAAGGCCGGGGACAUGGCGGCGUCCAGGAAAGUGUUCGACGAAAUGCCGAGCCGGGGCGUGGCGUCCUGGAACGCGCUCGUCGUCGGUUACGCCAGGAACAAGAUGUGUCUUGACGCGCUAUUGGUUUUCAGGGAGUUGGGAGCGCAGGGGCGGGAGGUGCCUCUGGAUCAGGUAAGCGUGUCGAGUGUGCUGAGCGCUUGCACCGGAGCGGGGGCUGUGGACUUUGGUCGCCAGGUACAUGCGUGCGUAACCAAGGUGGGGCUGGAGCUGAGUGCGGUGUGUGUCAGCAACGCCCUUCUUGACAUGUACACCAGGUGCGGCUGCUCACGAGAAGCUUUGGUUCUGCUGGAUGAUGUGGAGUGCAGGGAUGUUGUCACUUGGAACAUCGUCAUUCAUGGUUGCAUUCAUAACAAUCGCUUCAAGGAAGCUUCUAUGCUGUUCCGUUCCAUGGUCAGGGAUGGUGUCUUGCCCGAUGAUGUGUCCUUUGCUACUGCAUUGCAAGCAUCAGCAUCUUUGUCAGCAUGGGCUCUAGGAGCAAGCAUACAUGCCUCUGUUGUAAAGACAGGGUUCUUGGACAGUCAUGGCCUUGCUUGCUCGCUUGUCACCAUGUACUCCAAAUGUGGUUUCUUGGAUGAUGCAUGCCGAGCAUUUGAGGGAGCAGAAGAUCACUUGUGUGUAACGUUGUGGACGGCCAUGAUCACUGCACUGCAGCAGCACGGACAUGGAGUCCAGGCAAUUGAUAUGUUCGAGACAAUGCUAGAGAACGGCAUCCCUCCUGACCACAUCACAUUUAUUAGUGUUCUCUCCUCUUGUAGCCACAAUGGACUUGUUGAGCAAGGUCGCAAGUACUUCAAUUCAAUGACUCAAGUUCAUAAGAUCACACCUUGGAGUGAGCACUAUGCGUGCAUGGUCAACAUGUUUGGGCGAGCAGGCCUUCUUGGCGAGGCGAAGAAAUUAAUCAACCAGAUGCGAGUUAAGCCAGAUGCAUCACUCCUAGGAGCGCUACUUGCAGCUUGUAUGAACUGCAGGGACCUUGAGAUGGGAAAGGAGGUUGCUAAGAAGUUGUUUGAGGUUGAACCAGGCAAUACUGGGAACUAUGUCCUGCUUGCUAAUAUCUAUGCAUCACAUGGAAGAUUGGAGGAUGCAGAUGAGGUGCGCAGAUGGAUGAUGUACCAAGAGUUAAGGAAGAUGAAGGGAUGCAGCUUAGUCAACAAUGAGAACCAAACCUGUACGAUACCAAUGCUUCACUAA